Messenger RNA from Ascochyta rabiei, 1008 nucleotides. RefSeq lists its product as uncharacterized. The record is from RefSeq and is a predicted model, not a curated record. NCBI's taxonomy places the organism in Eukaryota, Fungi, Ascomycota, Dothideomycetes, Pleosporales, Didymellaceae. Gene Ontology annotation, molecular function: mRNA binding. The transcript has a single exon. Bases 1 to 1008 code for a protein of 335 amino acids.
AUGGCAAACAACCCGAAUCUGCAACCGCACCACUCCCUCCCAGCUCGGCCACCGCCCACGACAUAUUCAGCGCCGCCUUCGCGACCAACCAAUGCUGGCGCAAGAACGCAGCCGAGCUCGGCCAUGUUCGCUGCCUUCACACCGCGCUCAGUGGUAGCGCACGCUCCGCCGCAGGUGUCUGCUGCACCGGCUAUGUACCCGCAAGCCACUGUGAGCGCUCCCUACCAAGCUUCCGCGUACCCGACCAGCAAUACUUACAACAGCUACUCAUAUCCAGCCUAUGCUGCAGGUGCCCCAGCCGCGUCAUACCCCUCUGCCGCCGCUACGAUGAACCGCGACGCUGGUGGCACGUACGAUCCUGAGGAAGAGGCGCGUAUGGCCGAGUGGAACAGCGCGUACAACAGAGACGACACAAACGCCAAGAAGACGGGAAACGCAAACGUUGGCAUCGCGCAAGCUUCACCACCAGAUGCCGACGCUGGGCCCACUGCAGACGGCAAGAAGAAAACCGUCGUCCGAGAAGGGGGUGGCAAGCACUGGGAAGACGAGACUUUGCUCGAGUGGAACCCACUGCACCCACGGCUUUUUAUUGGCAACCUAGCUGGCGAGGUCACAGAUGAUUCGCUCUUGAAGGCCUUCUCGAAAUACCCUUCCUUGUCCAAAGCCCGUGUCGUACGUGACAAGCGCUCGACGAAGAGCAAAAGUUAUGGCUUUGUAAGCUUCGCCGAUACCGACGACUACUUCCGCGCCGCCAAAGAGAUGAACGGCAAGUACAUUGGUAGCCAUCCUGUGCUGAUCAAGCGGGCCACGUCCGAAGUCAAGGUUGUCACGAAGCGCGACGACAAGCACGGCAAGCAUGGACAGAACAACAAGAACAAGAACAAGAACAAUGGCGGCAAUAAGACGAACACGGCCACUGCUGCCCCGGCCAUGACAGCCACGCUGCCCUUCAUCCCCCGAGGUGUGCAGAAGAAGGGCAAGCACAGCGGACCGAGGGUUCUUGGUUGA